Messenger RNA from Hibiscus syriacus, 6549 nucleotides. RefSeq lists its product as uncharacterized. Bases 83 to 6520 code for a protein of 2145 amino acids. The transcript has 9 exons. NCBI's taxonomy places the organism in Eukaryota, Viridiplantae, Streptophyta, Magnoliopsida, Malvales, Malvaceae. The record is from RefSeq and is a predicted model, not a curated record. Gene Ontology annotation, molecular function: nucleic acid binding; ADP binding; RNA-DNA hybrid ribonuclease activity.
AUUGUUUGAAUCUGCUUCCCUAUUGUCUCCGUUACUAUCCCAUCACUUACGCUUUGCUUGACUUUUGAACCCCCAUAUAAAAAUGGAUAUUACUACGGGAAGCGCUAGCAACGUUCUCACUGGUGUUGCCGGAUUCUUGUUCCGAAAAAUCAAAGGCUGCUUCACCUAUGUACGAAACUAUAGAGAAACGGUUUCGGAUUACGAGAAUAAAGUCGAGACGUUGAAAGGAAAAAGAGACAGAGUGCUGCUGGACAUUGAUGCUGCCGAAAAGAACGGCGACUGUAUAUACCCCGACGUCAAGAGUUGGCUGAUUAAAGCAGACAAUGUUAUCAAUUCGAAGUAUGAUGAAGUUAAGGGUCUUGAAGACGAAGCAAACAACAAGUGUUUCGUCAACUUGUGCCCUAAUUUCAAGGCUCGCUAUCAGCUUUGCAAGAAAGCUAUAGAAGAAGCCAGUGCAGUUGAUGAACUCCUGCGGCCAGGUGGAUUUGACAGAGUAUCAUAUCCUGGUGUCCCACGGCCCAUUGUGGAUUUACCUCCCAGAGAUUUUGAGGACUUUGAUUCAAGAAAGCAGUCGUUUAACUACGUCAUGGAGGCGGUGAAAGAUCCUAAUGUCAACAUUGUAGGGGUGCACGGAAUGCCUGGUGUUGGCAAGACCAUGCUUGUUAAAGAAGUUAUGAGACAAGUCAAAGAGGAUAAGGUAUUCGACUCGGUGGUUUUUGCUGUUUUGACUCAUACCCCUGACAUCCAGAAAAUCCAAGAUCAGAUUGCAGAUAUGUUGAGAUUGAAAUUUGAGGAGCAGAGUGUGAGUGGAAGAGCAAGUCGAUUGUGCCUGAGGUUGAAGAAAGAGAAGAAGAUUCUUGUUGUUUUAGAUGAUAUUUGGGAAAGAUUGGACCUGAUGGAAGUUGGCAUUCCUUUGGGAGAUGAGCAUCAGGGAUGCACCAUACUGCUGACGUCCAGAAAUCUUCGUGUUCUGUCCAAGGGUAUGGAUGCUAAAAAAAGCUUUGCUAUCGGAGUUUUAGAGGACGAAGAAGCUUGGGCUUUCUUCAAGAAGACGGCAGGGGAUGGUGUCGAAAGUCGUGAUUUGUCACCUAUAGCAACAGAGGUGGCUAAAAAAUGUGGUGGUCUACCAAUUGCCAUUAGAACACUUGCAAUGUCUUUGAGAGAUGAGCCUUUGUUUGAAUGGGUGGAUGCUUUGCGCCAACUAAACAGGCCAUCGUCAAGCAACUUCAGCGGAGUACCACGAGAUGCAUAUUCAACUAUAGAAUUGAGCUAUGAUCGUUUACCAACCGAAGAACAUAAACAGACUUUCUUGCUUUGCAGUCUAAUGGAUCAUGAUGCUUACUUGGAUGAGUUGCUCAUGUGUUCGAUUGGUUUGGGGUUAUUUCAUGGUGUCAACACAAUUGAAGAAACACGGAACAGACUCUUGACAGUGGUGAGUCAUCUCAAAGCCUCUUGUUUGUUGAUUGAUAGUUAUAAUGAUCACCACUUUGAUAUGCAUGAUCUUAUUUGUGAUGUGGCCAUGUCAAUUGCUUCUAAAGGCAACCAUGCAUUUGUUGUAAAGCACGGUGAUGUUUUAAAUGAUUGGCCAGAUGAUGAAACAAUGAAAGAGUGCAACAAAAUUAGUUUGAGGUAUGCUAGUAUCAGCAAGCUUCCUGAUAAGUUGAAAUGUUCAAAACUUACUCUUUUUUGUAUGGGUAGCAAGUAUCCUCGGGUGAAAAUACCUUCAAACUUUUUUAAGGAAAUGGAAAAUCUUAAAGUCCUAAUUUUGGCUGACAUGAGUUUCCCGUCCUUGCCUUCAUCAAUUGUCUUGCUAGCAAACCUUCGAACAUUAUGCUUGUUUUGUUGUGUGUUGGGAGAUAUUUCCUUGGUCGGGGAACUCAAGAAUCUGGAAAUUCUUUGCCUUUUUGGUUCUGAUGUUAAAACGUUGCCUGAAGAAAUAGGGCAACUGACUAAGCUAAAGUGGUUAGAUUUACGUGAUUGUCCCAAACUCAAAAGAAUCCCACUUGGUGUCUUCUGCAAAUUGUCUAGAUUAGAAGAACUGUAUAUGCGCAACAGUUUUGUUGAAUGGGGAGCAGAGGGACACUCUAGUCAACAAAGCAAUUCUAGCCUUGCCGAGUUAGUAGCUUUGUCCUGUUUAACAGCUUUAGAAAUUCACAUCCCUAAUGCAAACAUUAUUCCCAAAGAUUUAUUCUUUGAAAAGUUGCAAAGAUACAUUAUUUUCGUGGCAGAAGAUAGUGAUUGGGAUUGGGUUUGGGAUUGCAACUUUGCUUGUGAAUACUCCAGAACAGUAAGACUCAACCUACAGACACGCAUUAGCUUUCUUAAUAAUGGAAUCAAAGCUUUAAUGAGGAAAGCUGAGAAUUUAUAUAUAGAUGAAGUGGAAGGUGUGGAGAUGUUGUCACAUGAUGAGUAUAGGGAUUAUUUUCAACAGUUGAAGAAUUUGCAUAUCGAAAAUGGUGCGAUGGUCCGAUAUAUCCUUAAAGAUAAUGAUGAUGUUCACAGAAUUGAAUUUGUUCAUCUCAAGUCUUUGACACUUAAGGGUCUGCCUAACCUCAUUAGUUUUUGCUCCGGAAACAAAGGUUGGACUUCCAUAUCUCCACAGCCACAGGAAACGACCCUUUUCAACCAAAAGACGUUGUUCCCAAAGUUGGAGAAGUUGAAAUUAUCCUCAAUUAGCAUGGAAAGAAUAUGGAUUCCCCAAUCGUUUUGUUCAGCUCAAAAUUUGACGAGCUUGAUCAUUGAGGGCUGCGCCAACUUAAAGCACGUGCUAUCCGACUCUAUGGCUGAAUAUCUGCAGCAGCUUAAAUCCUUGGAAAUAAGUAGAUGUAAGCGCAUACGGGAGAUAAUAUCAAUGAAAGAAGCAUCUCGAAACAGAGCUCUCCUAAUAUGUUUCUCUCGAUUGAAGUCCCUCAAAUUGAAGGGUCUUGAGAAGCUCAUCGGAUUUUGCCAUGAAGAUUAUACUGUUGAAUUCCCAGCCUUGAAGAUUAUUGAGAUAGAAAACUGUCCGGAAUUGAAGGGAUUCAUCCAUAAGUCCAUGAGCAGAGAUUUCCCAACUGAUUUUGUUUUGUUCAAUAAAACGGUUGCUUUUCCCAACCUGCGAAAAAUCAAAAUUUCUCAUUUAAGAAAUGUGAAGAGGAUAUGGUGUAACCAACUUCAUGCAGGUUCAUUUUCAAAUUUGAAAGAGUUGAAAGUUGAGUACUGCGAUGCGUUGUUGAAUAUUUUCCCAUUUCUUAUAUGGAAAGUAUUUCAAAAACUGGAAAUACUAACAAUAACUGAUUGUGCUUCAUUAAAAGAAGUGUUCCAACUCCAAGUCCCUGGUUCAGAUAUUGAAGAAACAAAUGUGGUAAGCAGUCAAUUAAGAGAAGUUAAUCUCUUCCGAUUGCCAAAGUUGAGGCAUGUCUGGAACAAGGAUCUCAGUGGAAUUCUUUCUUUUGAAAAUCUACGAAAAGUAUAUGUUUGGAAGUGUUGGAGUUUAAAAACUCUAUUUUCGUUUUCAAUAGCCAAGCGUCUUCUACAACUUGAAAGCCUUAUUGUUGAUAAUUGUGGGGUGGAAGAGAUUGUUUCAGAGAUUGAUGGAGGAGUAGAACAUGAAAUUCGGUUUGAAUUUAAUCAGUUAUCUUACCUUAAACUUUGGAAACUACCAAACCUCGUAUGUUUCUACCCAGGAAUGCAUAAAACAGUAUGGCCUGCAUUAAAGAAGUUGAGCACGUAUUGGUGUGGGAAGAUUAAGAUAUUUGGGCAUGUAGAGUCCCAACUCCCAAGACCACUGUUCAUCAUUGAACAGAUCAUCCCUCAACUGGAAGAAGUUUCAUUUACUAAUGACCACAUUGCAAUGAUAAGUGAUGGUCAGUUUGCGAUAGACUCAUUUUUUGAUAUAAAGUGUCUUCGAGUUACUGACUACCUCGAUGAAUCAGCAGUUUUUCCGUUUCAUUUCCUCCAAAGAUUUUCCAAUUUGGAAAUGCUUGAGAUGGUUUCUUUUGAUUAUGAAGAGUUUUCUCCUUGCGAAGGUGAUGGUGCUGGUCAGGAAAGAGACGUGAUAAUGCUGCUGCCAAGAAUUAAAGAGUUAAAAUUGCAAUAUUUUGACAAUAUAACGCAUCUAUGGAAGCAAGGCUCUCCCCUUGACCACAUUUGUGUAAAUCUUGAAACUCUUCAAGUUUAUGAAUGUGGCAGCUUAAGUAAUUUAUCAUCUGCUUCGUCGUCUUUUCAAAAUCUUACAACCUUGGAUGUUUGGGAUUGCAAAGAGAUGGUAGAGCUGAUUACAUCUUCGAAAGCCCAAAGUUUAGAGCGGCUCGUUACACUAAAGAUAACAGAAUGUGAGUCAAUGAGAGAAGUGAUUGCAAGCAAUGGAGAUGAAACAUGUGGUGAGGUUGUUCUCAGGGAGUUGAAAUGCUUGGAGCUUCACUGUUUACAAAACCUCAAAAGUUUCUGUUCUGGAAAUUAUACUUUGAGGUUCCCAUCACUGGAUCAAGUAACAGUGAGUCAAUGUUCCUCACUGAAGAACUUUUUCCGUGGAGCUUUAGGCACACCAAAGCUACGUGGGGUUCAACAUACAGGAAGAGGUUUUAGUAGGAGAGUUUGGGCUGGUGACCUUAAUGCCACCAUUGAACAGUUACACACACAAGAAACAGAUUUUAGGGCACGGUGGGCUGGGGACCAGAAUGCCACUUUGGAGCAGUUAUACAAAAAACCGGUCGAAUAUCGUGGCCUGAAGGCUUUGAAGUUCUCAGAAUUUCCGGAGCUAAUAGACAUAUGGAGCAGAAAUGCGCAAGAAAUGUUGGAUUUAAGAAAUCUUAGAUUUCUGGAGGUCUGUGAUUCCAACAACUUGAGAUGCAUUUUUGACCUCUCUAUGACCUUGAGCUUUAGACGACUCCAACAAAUAGAAAUCAAGAGAUGCCGUAAUAUGGAACAAGUCGUUAAAGACGAGGGUUCGAUUUCAGUGGUUGAGGAAGCGGCAAUAACAGAUGGUAAUAAAAUCAUUAGCAUAUUCCCUCGUUUACAGUCCAUUCGUAUGGAGGCAUGUUCGCACAUGAAUAGCUUUUACCUGGGAAGUGCAACUCUUGAAUGUCCAUCCUUGAAAGAAAUUACGGUAGCCGACUGUCCAAACAUGGCUACCUUUGCGUCUACAUUUUCCAAAAAUAGGUGUGAAGAAGCAAUAAUUGGUGAUGAAGCUGAUAAUGUUGCUACAUUUUUCUCUGACAAGGUUGCUUUCCCAAACCUGGAGAAAAUUUCUGUUUCUCAUUUGAGAAAUGUGAAGAGGAUAUGGUAUAAUCAACUUCAUCCCGAUUCUUUUCCAAAGCUAAAAGAGUUGACAGUUGAGUGCUGCGACGCGUUGUCGAACAUUUUUCCAUUUCUUGUGCCGCAAGUAUUUCAAAGGUUGGAAAUACUAACAAUAACUGAUUGUGCUUCACUAGAAGAAGUGUUCCAACUCCAAGUCCAUGGUUCAAAUAUUGAAGAAACAAAUGUGGUUGGCAGUCAAUUAAGAGAAGUGAAUCUCAUUUGCUUGCCAAAGUUGAAGCAUGUCUGGAACAAAGAUCCCAACGGAAGUAUUUCUUUUGGAAAUCUACGAAAAGCAUUUGUUUGGGAGUGUUGGAGUUUGAAAACUCUGUUUCCUUUUUCAGUAGCCAAAGAUCUUCGGCUACUUGAAAGUCUACGGGUUGAUAGCUGUGGGGUGGAGGAGAUUGUUUCAAAGAAGGCUGAAGGAGAAGAACGCGAAAUCUGGUUUCAAUUUAAUCAAUUAUCCUUUAUUGGGCUUUGGAAUCUGCCAAACCUCGUAUGUUUCUAUCCAGGAACGCAUAGAAUAGUAUGGCCUGUGUUAAAAAAGUUGAGUACGUAUUGCUGUGGAAAGAUGGAGAUAUUUGAGCAUGUAGAGUCCCAACCCCAAACACCAUUGUUCUCCGAUGAAAAGGGAAAAUCCAUUCAACCACCGGUGGCUUUCGAAAUGGCGAGCAAUGAUCUUCAAGAGGAAUACCAAGUUCACAAUUAUACAAGAAGACCUAUCCUCCCCUUGGGGCCGAAAGUUGUGCGUUGGUGCGCUCCAAGUAUUCCGCUGUUGAAGUUCAACGUGGAUGGUGCAUUCCGGAUCGAGGAUCGUUGUGGGGCUGUUGGCUUUGUUGUUCGUGAUGAUGAUGGUUUCGUGUUGGGUGGGGGAGCACAUUUCGUUCGAGAAGCCCACUCGGCCGAGUUUGUUGAAGCACAAGCCGUGAUCCAUGCCUUACAGUUUGCUAGUUCGAAAGGGUUCACGAAAAUCAUUAUAGAAUGUGAUGCACUCGCGGUGGUUAACAGAUUGAAAAGCAAAUUACCAGAGUUCUCCAUGCUGGGCUUAGUUCUUGAAGAGGCGAAACAGUUGAUGAAUUCCUUUGAGGAUGUGGGAGUUUGCUACGUUCAUAGGUUGGGCAAUAGAGUUGCCCAUGCUUUAGCUUCUUUCGGCUUCGACUGUAAUGAACCGUUCACUUUCGGUUACAACUGUCCAGAUUUUAUCCGUGAACUUUUAAGGGACGACGUCACUGAUUUUGAUUAUUAAAUAAAAGUUAUCAUAUGUUUUCCAAAAGU